UUACUUGUUAAGGGCGAAAAAGGAAAGACGGGAAAAAGUGGAAAUCAAGUUUUCAUCGUCAUUAAUUCGGAAAAAAAAAAGAGUGCAAAUUCAAUGGAUAUCACUUGCGGAACAUUGAGUAGUUUGGUUGACAAGUUCCGGGAUCUAGUGAUCGAUCUAACCUGGGAGCAGCUUCGUUAUCUGUUUCAGUAUCACAGAAACAUUGAGGAGCUCAAUGAACGACUUGAGGAACUCACCCUUGAAAGAAGCUCCAAACAACAGCAAAUAGAUAAUGCUAAAAAAAAUUUAGAACAAAUUGAAGAGAAAGUUGAGCAUUGGUUGGGCAAAGUAGAUGAGAUUUUAGAGCAAACACAAAUGUUUCAUGAAGAAGAGAGUCAAGCAAAAACAGAGUGUAGCGUAACUUCCUGUCCCAACCUGUGGCUACGUUAUAAACUAAGCAAAAGAGCAAAGGCAAUGGCACAACAAGUUGUUGAAAUCUAUGGAAAGGGAAACUUUGAUAGAUUUUCAUAUCCUAUUCCUCCCGCAUCGAUGCCAGAGGUACUCAUCAGAGAAAGCAAUGAAGGGAUUGGUUCAAGAACGCAAAUUGUGAAUCAAAUUAUGGAGCACUUACAUAAUCCUAGUGUUAGUAUUGUUGGAUUGUCUGGGCUUGGUGGUGUUGGCAAGACCACUAUAGCUAAAGAGGUAGCAAAGAAGGCGAAGAAUCAAACCAUGUUUGAAAAGGUGAUCAUGGCAACUGUUUCUGAAGAAUUGAACAUUGAGAAGAUUCAAGGCGAGAUUGCAGAGAACCUGGCUUUCCAACUCAAUGAAAAAUCUGAAGGAGUAAGAGCUCGUCGUCUGUGUGAGAGGUUGAAGCUAGAGAAGAAUAUGCUCCUAAUAUUGGAUGAUCUUUGGGAGGAACUUGAUUUGGGCAAAGUUGGAAUUCCCUUUGUUGAUGUUGGAAGUUAUAGCAAAAAGAAUGAAGGCUGCAAAAUUUUACUAACUUCAAGGAAUAAGAUGCUGUUGUUAAACCGCAUGAAAUGUCAAGAAAUUAUCGAAGUGGAUGUUUUGUCAGAGGAUGAAGCAUUAGAGUUGUUCAAGAGGACUUCUGAACUUCCUAUUGACUCAAGCACUCCUGACAACUUGAUAUCUAUAGCCUCUCAGAUUGUUCGAAAGUGUCAUGGCUUGACAUUAGCGAUUGCAACAGCUGCCAAGGCAUUAAGGGGAAAAAAUCUAGGUGAGUGGCAAGAAUUCUACAAACGAUUGAAUCAUCCUUUAAGGAGAAACAUCACAGGAAUUAAAGAGGUGGAUGCGAUAUUGAAGUCGAGUUAUGAUUGUCUAAGCUCAGAGAAAAAACGUAUGUUCUUGCUCUCCGCCAUGCUGUCCCAUGAUCCCUCAAUUGAGGACCUGCUCAUGUACUCUAUGGGGUUAGAUAUUCUUGACGGCAUAGAAAACAUAGAAGAUGCCCACAGUGGAGUCUCUACUACCGUAGGUGAUCUAAAAUCAUUAAACUUAUUUCUUGAUAGCUUUUCUAGUCACCGCUUUACAAUACAUGACGUCUUUCGAGAUGUUGUAUUAUCGAUCACACCCAAUGAAUUAAAUGCAUUCAUUGUGAGGCAUAGAAGCUUGAAAGAAUGGCCAGACCAAAAAAAGCUCGAAGACUACAAGGGAAUUUGCUUACAGAAGAGUGACAUCAGUGACCUUCCAGAAGAGCUGCAUGGUUCAAGAUUAGAAUUCUUUCUGCUAGACAGCACCGAACGUGAUUUGGCCAUACCUAAGAUGUUUUUCAAAUCAUCAAAGGAGCUGAAAGUGUUGGCAUUUACCAAUGUAAAUUUUUCAUCACUACCAUCGCUCAUGUUCCUGCAAAAACUAAAAACAUUGUGUCUCCACUCUUGUUUGCUAGAAGACAUAAUUGAGGUUAGAAGCUUGAAGAAGUUAAAAGUCCUAAGUCUUGCUUACUCUGAAAUUCAACAACUACCUAUUGAAUUGGCAGAUUUAACUUCUUUAGAAAUGUUGAAUUUAGCCCACUGCUCCAAGCUCAAAGUGAUUCCACCAAAACUGCUAUCUAGCUUCAAAAAAUUGGGGGUUUUGCUUAUGGCAAAUAGCUUUCACCAGUGGAAAGUUGAAGGAUCUACCGAAGCUAAUGAAAACGCGAGUCUUGACGAGUUGAAGGGCUUGCCAAUCUGUUCUCUAGAUAUUCAUAUUCCUAAUGUCUCGAUGUUGCCGGAGAAUUUGUUCUUAGAUAUGAAUUUGAUGAGAUACAAAAUACUCAUUGGGAAGCACUGGAAACGGUGGACGGUCAGCUAUAAAACUUCAAACGUAUUGAAACUUGAGCUUGAGAGUGAUAUCUAUUUGAAGCCUGGGGUUCGAAAGUUGAUGAAAGGAGCUGAAGAUUUGUGUUUAUAUGGAUCUAAUGGGCUUGAAAAUGUUCUACAUGGUCAUGAUGGAAGAUCAUUUCUGCAUUUAAGGCAUCUUCAGAUUGAAAGUAACGAUACUAUUGAGUCCAUUGUUUGGAACUCAGCACAUCAUGAAGCAGCAACAAAUAACAUAUCCAAUAAAAUGUCUGAGUCGCUUUUGAACAAGGUGUUGCUUCCAAAAUUAGAGAUAUUGCGAUUAUCUAAUUCAAUCGGUUUGAUUCCAUUGAUAUGGGAGGACCAACUUUCACACAACUCAUUUAGGAACUUGAAAACAUUGUUUGUGAAAAGUUGUGGCUUUGUGAAAUUGGUGCCCCUUCGUGUGCUGAAAUCUUUAAACAACUUGGAAGAACUAGAAGUUAGGGACUGUGACACGUUGGAGUUGAAUGUGUGGAGCAAUCACUAUAAAGGAGACGUCUCCUUCCCAAGUCUAAGGAGCGUGCAUGUUUCCUAUUGUGAAAGCCUCACUAGUCUGUUUCCUGCAUCUAUAGCCAAAGGCAUGCUUCGUGAUCUUGAAGAGCUUCGAAUAAGUGAUUGUGGUAUAGAGGUGAUUGUUGCAAAAGAUCAAGUUUCAGAAUCUGUUGCUCCUCUGUUAGAGUUUCCCAG
Molecule: messenger RNA, 2996 nt
Organism: Neltuma alba
Lineage: Eukaryota; Viridiplantae; Streptophyta; Magnoliopsida; Fabales; Fabaceae
Product: probable disease resistance protein At4g27220
Exons: 5
Molecular function (GO): ATP hydrolysis activity; ADP binding
Source: RefSeq, a predicted model, not a curated record